Pseudogymnoascus destructans is the source of this 1267-nucleotide messenger RNA. RefSeq lists its product as uncharacterized. The transcript is spliced from 2 exons. The record is from RefSeq and is a predicted model, not a curated record. The coding region runs from base 191 to 1267 and encodes 358 amino acids. Gene Ontology annotation, molecular function: nucleic acid binding. NCBI's taxonomy places the organism in Eukaryota, Fungi, Ascomycota, Leotiomycetes, Thelebolales, Thelebolaceae.
UCUCUUUUAUUCUCAUUCCUUUCCUAUCAUCAUGAUUAACAUCACAACAAUCCAUCACCAAUCAUGACGAACGCAUCGCCUGAAAGCAAUAUCACGGUCAUAGACUCAGAGGAGAGUCUUCUACCUCUACUUGACAGCAUUGCCAGUUUUGCAGUUGAGCCUCCCUCGCUAUACAUCCUUCUAGAGGGAAAUGCACUUGGUCGUCACGGCACUAUAUCAAUUCUCUCGCUUCACAUCGCUCCCACUAAGGAAACCUACCUCGUCGACAUCCACAGCCUCAAGGGGACAGCCUUCUCAACCACCACUACUAGCGGAACCUCGCUCAAAGCCAUCCUCGAAUCUCUCUCCAACCAUCCCUAAAGUCGUAUUUGAUAUCCGCAACGACUCAGAGGCCCUGUUCAGCCCUUUUCAGAUCUCUGUUAAUGGGAUCAAGGAUCUCCAGCUUAUGGAGCUCGCAACCCGGAAGGGAUCUCAGACAUUCGUCUCUAGCCUAGCAAAGUGCAUUGAGAAGGCUAGCCCCAUGUCUAUAGUAGCGGAGGCUGAAUGGCGCCUUGCCAAAGAGCGCAGUCUUCGAUUGUUCGAUCCUAAGAAGCGGGGUCGAUAUGAAGUUUUCGAUAAGCGGCCCCUCGAAAUCGUCCAGUACUGUCAGCAAGACGUUGCGGUGUUGCCAGCUUUGUAUGGAGUUUACAACACCACGCUACGCCAAACGGGCCAGGCACUUUGGCGGGUUCGCAUCCGCGGAGAAACAGAGAAUCGGAUUAAGCUGUCACAGAGUCCUCGAUAUAAUGGGAAUUUAGAGAGCGCGGCGGCCCAAGGGUGGGAUGAUCAGCAAGUUGAGAGAUGGAUAGAUUCGUGGAACGACGACAUCCUCAUGGAACAUAUGUUAGGUACAUCUGUGCUCAACGAAAAUGAUGAGUGGGUUGAUGCGCCGAGGAGUGGUAUUGAUGACUAUUUGGAUUAUUUGGAAAAUCUAGAUGAAGAUGGAGGCGAAGAGCAAGAUGGUGACUGGCACCACGACGAUAUCACAGCUCGGGACUGUAUUGGUUGGGCCGGAACAAAAUAUAACAUUAACCUUGUCCUAUUGGUCGAUAAGUCAACGAGGGGGAAGUGUUUGACUCUUAUUGAGAUGUUUUGCACAUUGCCUAUAACUGAUAUGCUUAGCUCCAAGAACAUACAAGGCCCCAACCCCUGCAACGUGGGCAGCUCGAAGCAAUCUGUGAAGAAGCUGGCCCAGCAUCAAUUGGCCAGUCACAACGGCCUCGAUUAA